AUGCUAGGCCGGCCGCUAACGACAGCGGAGGCGGUGUGGCUGGAAGCGACGCGCGGCGUGGCGGAUUAUCAGCUGUACUGCUGCACUGUAGUGCUGCUCGUCAUUCUCUACACGGUCGCGUGCCUGCCGUACGCGAUAUUAGACUACCUCCGCCUGCCUUUCUUCGAGCAGUACCGCCUACAGCCCGCCGUGGCCCACUCGCUGGCCGACACGUGGAAGUGCUAUAAAGACGUGAUCGGCGUGAUGGUCACCACGAUCCUCCCCCUUCAGCUGCUCUCGUAUCCUUUCUUCAAGGUGCGCUCCCUUCAGCUCAUUUUGUAUCCUUUCUUCAAGGUGCGGUCCCUUCAGCUUCUCCCUUAUCCUUUCUUCAAGGCUCACUCCCCGAACCAACCCCUUUCGAGGCGCCUCAAAAGUCGUCCCCUAUUGAGGCGCCUCAAAAGCCGUCCCCUGGACCCGCCUUGCUCCAAUGGCGUGCAACACAGGCUCACUCCCCAACCAACCCCCUCCGCCAUGCCCUUCCGCUCAUACGGCUAUCCUCUCCCCGAUCCCCUCCCCCAUCCCCUCCCCCAUCCCCUACCCCAUCCCUUUCCCCAUCCCCUUCCCCAUCCCCUUUCCCAUCCCCUCCCCCAUCUCCCCCCCUUAUCCUCUCCCAAUUCCCAUCCUCCCUCCUCUCUUCGCCCUUUCCCUGUACCAUCAGGUAGCGGGAAUCACGACUUAGCAGGCAUCACGGCGUCUUUGCCGCUCCCCACGCUCUCCACGCUGGCUUUACAGCUGUUCGUCUUCCUUCUCGUAGAAGACUACGGCAACUACUGGAUCCACCGCCUCUUCCACCACCCGCUCCUCUACAAGCACAUUCACUACAAGCACCACGAGUACACGUCACCCAUGAGCGCCGCUGCCACGUACGCGCACUGGAUCGAGGUGCUGCUGCUGGGCGUGCCCACGCUCGUGGGGCCUGCGAUCGUGCAGUGCCACGUGGUCACGCUGUGGGUGUGGAUCCUGCUGCGACAGCUGGAGGCCAUCGAGACGCACUCAGGGUACGACUUCCCCUGGUCGCCAACGCGCCUGAUCCCGUUCUACGGGGGCCCUCGCUUCCACGACUACCACCACGAGGUGGGGGGAGAGAGCCACUGCAACUUCGCCUCCAUCUUCACCAUCUGUGACUGGCUUUACGGCACUGAUAAGGGCUACUAUGCCAAGGUGGCAGCCGAGGACAAGAUGAAGAAACUACGGGCAGAGAAGACAGGUCUGAAAAAUGAGUAG
Molecule: messenger RNA, 1263 nt
Organism: Closterium sp. NIES-65
Lineage: Eukaryota; Viridiplantae; Streptophyta; Zygnematophyceae; Desmidiales; Closteriaceae
Source: the annotation of a GenBank genome assembly